AUGACGAUUUUGCAGACAAUGAACUGCUUGACACUCAUUCUAUCGUUGGUAAUAUGCGCUUAUCAAAGAGUGACUGGCACACCGACAAAUGCGACUUUAAGUCCAACUGAAUAUGAAAUCCAUGAGUCAUCAAAUCAGAUCGAUUAUUUAAGUCGGUUGAUGACGAUGUUGGGACUAUUCAAAGAAUCAUUUUUGGGCUUUAUUAAAGGAACGAAUGUGACGAAUGAGGAUUUGCUGAAUUACAGAAGGCUGGCCACAUUUUUCCAUAAAGAAGCAACUGGUGCUCUGAAUGAAAGAUUCCAAAUUGUUCGCUUCCGUGAG
Molecule: messenger RNA, 321 nt
Organism: Thelazia callipaeda (thelaziosis nematode)
Lineage: Eukaryota; Metazoa; Nematoda; Chromadorea; Rhabditida; Thelaziidae
Source: the annotation of a GenBank genome assembly